AUGAAGCUUCUCAACGCUUUCGCUACAGCUCUGGGCUUAGCCGGUCUAGCCCAGGCUCACAUGGAGAUGACUUAUCCUGCUCCAUUCAAGAGCAAGAAGAACCCCUAUGCCAACGGGGAUAUCGACUACAGCAUGACUUCGCCUCUUUCAGGAAGCGGCAGCAACUUUCCCUGCAAGGGAUAUCACACUCUUUUUGGCACCGCCGCUGGUGCUCCCACUGCGACUUGGACCGCGGGCGGUUCAUACAGCAUUACCAUCGAGGGCGGCGCGGACCAUGGUGGAGGCAGUUGCCAGGCUUCCCUCUCUUUUGACCGGGGCAACUUCAAAUUCGCCCUUCCAGUCGACACACCAGGCGGCAACGCUAUUUUCGCUUGGACUUGGUUCAACAAGAUCGGUAACCGCGAGAUGUACAUGAACUGCGCUGCCAUUACCGUCAAAGCUGCAACGGGCACGCCCAAGGUAGCUCUGCGAAACCGACCUGCUAUGUUUGUCGCCAAUGUCGGAAACGGAUGCGGAACGACUGAGACCAAGGACCUCAUGUUUCCUAACCCUGGUCCCAACGUUUCCUUGACGUCUUCCAACACUGGACCGCCGGUCGGUCAGUGCCCAGCUGGUCCUGGAGUCCAGAUCCCUACGACUACGAAGAAGGCGACCACUACCAAAGCACCGGUUAAAGUAACCUCAGUGCCUGGUGGUGUGUUUGUUACUGUCCCUACCACCACUAAAAAGACGACAACUACGUCAAAGAGAACCACUCUCAAGACGACGACUACACCCAUCAAGCCUGCCCCGACCAAGCCCGCUGCUGGCGUCAUCACUCCUGGCACACCCUGCAAGCCAGAAGGAUACUGGAACUGCAUCAAAACCGGUACGGCAUUCCAGCGAUGUGCCUCCGGAACAUGGUCCGUCGCGAUGGCAGUAGCGCCAGGAACAAGAUGUGUUCCAGGCCAGAGUAUGGAGUUUACUAUUGAGUAUGCAUGA
Molecule: messenger RNA, 981 nt
Organism: Fusarium sp. VM40
Lineage: Eukaryota; Fungi; Ascomycota; Sordariomycetes; Hypocreales; Nectriaceae
Source: the annotation of a GenBank genome assembly